AUGGCUGCAGCCACCUCAACUGAAGGGGACAUGCAGGGCAUGAGGGAGCAAUUGCAGCCUGACACCGCCUUCACCGCCCCCGCCACCGCUCCCGUCACCGCCAUCGUAACCCUGCCUACUGUAGAGCAGCUUCUCAGCAGUAUUCCUGACAAUUACGUCUACCUCGACUACACCGCCGCCGCGGCCGCUGAGCCCUGUAACAACAAUGACGAAGAGGUCUACAGCGAUGACGACGAGGACAGCGAUGACGAUGACGACGAGUAUGAGUAUCUCUUCCCAUUCUACGAGACUCCUCCGGCCGUAUUCAAGGCUUGCCGUCGCGCAUUCAUUAUUGUUACUCGCGCUAUAAGAAGGAAUGGACUUGCCCGCAAAAACCCCGAGUGGUUUAAGAGCUGGGAGGAGAGCAUCUCCGAUGCCAAGGAAAACGAUUACUAUCCCGAAUUGAGUUUUGGCACUCAGACCAUCUGCUGGCUCGGAAUGCAGUUGGCCGGCGGCAGUCUCGAUAUCCUGAAGGAUCACAUCGAGGGCUGGCGUGUUAAGCCUUUUGGUCACUAUAUGUUGGCCGAUAUCUUGGCCGCUAACGCCGCCAAUUCCCGUCGCCGUCCUGUUCGUGCCGUCCGUGUUCGCCGUGCUCGCCGUAUGGCAGCUCGCCGUGCUGGGUUUUAG
This is a messenger RNA of Morchella importuna, 666 nucleotides long. RefSeq lists its product as uncharacterized. NCBI's taxonomy places the organism in Eukaryota, Fungi, Ascomycota, Pezizomycetes, Pezizales, Morchellaceae. The transcript has 3 exons. Bases 1 to 666 code for a protein of 221 amino acids. The record is from RefSeq and is a predicted model, not a curated record.